UGCCCCCUGAGCGGUGGGUCUCUAAAGCGCAUGCUUUUCCCCCUCAGGACCCCUGCCGCCCUGGCCUCCCGCGGCAACAGGCCCAGGAACCGGGCCCGGCGAGGGCAGGGAUGUGGCCACGGCCACACAGCAAGUUAAGGGCAGAGCUGGGACCGGCGCUCAGUUUUCUCAGUGGCCAGUCGCGUCCUUGCUUCUCUUGGCAGAGAUGGGUCUGUCUUGUCCCUAGGUGCCCUUGGCGGAGAUGAUGGGGCACAGUGGAGGACAGGCUCGGGGCAGAUGGGCCCGGGUUGGACUCCUGCGGCUCCACGGCGCGUUAGAGCUGGAAGGCAGCGGCCCUUGAAACAGUCCCUGGGAAGCUCCCUGUGCCGCGAGUCGCACUGGAAGUGCCUGCUGCUCACCCUGCUCAUCCAUGCCUGUGGCGCCGUGGUGGCCUGGUGUCGCCUGGCCACGGUGCCGCGGCUGGUCCUGGGGCCCGAGGCGGCGCUGGCCCGCGGGGCCGGGGGCCCGCCGCCCACCUACCCGGCCAGCCCUUGCUCCGACGGCUACCUGUACAUCCCGCUGGCCUUCGUGUCCCUCCUCUACCUCCUCUACCUGGCCGAGUGCUGGCACUGCCACGUGCGGUCGUGCCAGGCGCCGCGCACCGACGCCAACACCGUGCUCGCCCUGAUCCGCCGGCUGCAGCAGGCGCCGCCCUGCGUCUGGUGGAAGGCCACCAGCUACCACUACGUGCGGCGCACCCGCCAGAUCACCCGCUACCGCAACGGCGACGCCUACACCACCACGCAGGUCUACCACGAGCGGGCGGACAGCCGCACGGCCCGCGGCGAGUUUGACUACUCGGCCCACGGCGUCCGCGACGUCUCCAAGGAGCUCGUGGGCCUGGCCGACCACGCGGCCACGCGGCUGCGCUUCACCAAGUGCUUCAGCUUCGGCAGCGCCGAGGCCGAGGCCUCGUACCUCACCCAGAGGGCCCGCUUCUUCGGCGCCAACGAGGGCCUGGACGACUACCUGGAGGCCCGCGAGGGCAUGCACUUGAAGGACGUGGACUUCCGCGAGUCGCUCAUGGUCUUCGCGGACCCCCGCAGCCCGCCCUGGUACGCCCGCGCCUGGGUCUUCUGGCUGGUGUCUGCGGCCACGCUGUCCUGGCCGCUGCGCGUCGUGGCGGCUUACGGCACGGCCCACGUGCACUACCAGGUGGAGAAGCUCUUCGGCGCCGGCUCGCCCCCGCCCGGGGCCGUGCCCAGCGGGCCCCCGCUCUCCCGCGUGGCCACGGUGGACUUCACCGAGCUCGAGUGGCACAUCUGCUCCAACCGGCAGCUGGUGCCCAGCUACUCGGAGGCCGUGGUCAUGGGCGCCGGCGCCUACCUCCGCGGCUGCCAGCGCUGCCGUCGCUCCCUCAGCAGCAACUCGCUGCCGCCCGCCCGGCCCAGCGGGCCCCGCCUGCCUUUCAGCCGCAGCCGGCUCUCCCUGGGAGCCGGGGGCCGGGCCACCCCGGGGGUCUUCCGGAGCCUGAGCGGGGGGCCGCUGGGGCGCCGGGCGGAGGACACGGAGCCCCUGGAAAGCCCACCGUGUUACGAGGACGCCCUUUACUUCCCGGUGCUCAUCGUCCACGGCGACGGCGGCUGCCAGGGGGACGGGCAGGGUGCGCUCUGAGACCCGCACGGUCCCCGGUCC
Molecule: messenger RNA, 1674 nt
Organism: Leopardus geoffroyi (Geoffroy's cat)
Lineage: Eukaryota; Metazoa; Chordata; Mammalia; Carnivora; Felidae
Gene: TMEM151A
Product: transmembrane protein 151A
Exons: 2
Coding region: 277-1653 (458 amino acids)
Source: RefSeq, a predicted model, not a curated record